Molecule: messenger RNA, 4970 nt
Organism: Anopheles stephensi (Asian malaria mosquito)
Lineage: Eukaryota; Metazoa; Arthropoda; Insecta; Diptera; Culicidae
Product: E3 ubiquitin-protein ligase RNF19B-like
Exons: 9
Coding region: 1133-3952 (939 amino acids)
Biological process (GO): ubiquitin-dependent protein catabolic process; positive regulation of proteasomal ubiquitin-dependent protein catabolic process; protein polyubiquitination
Cellular component (GO): ubiquitin ligase complex; cytoplasm
Molecular function (GO): zinc ion binding; ubiquitin protein ligase activity; ubiquitin conjugating enzyme binding
Source: RefSeq, a predicted model, not a curated record
GCAGAAGAAGUGGGAUGGCGAGCGAAUGAAGAAGAAACAGUUGUGCGUUUUUCAAUCAGUAUCAGCAUAAGUAGCAAACGUAGCAAACAAACAAAUUUCCUCGUCGAGUGCAGUGCCUGAAGCGUAUGAAUGUGUGCGUGGUGCAAAGUGUUGAAUGUAGGCGUAGUGUACAAUUUACCGUAAUCCCCGCGUACAAGCUGCGCUGCAAACCGAGCACCAGCAGCCAUCCAAGAGCAUCUCGCGUUUCACGGAUGUGUCGAGUGUAGAGAGAAGAAGAAAAAAACAGAAAUUUCACAGUGUGCACCCGGGAUUUGCUAAAGGAGCGACUAUCCGAAGUGAAAAGUGGUGUUGUUUUAGUGAAAAAAAAAACGCAUCUGCGAUUCGAUCGUGUGAUAUACCCUCUAUCUGGUGCGACGAUACCAUAGCAACAGGCGAAACCUCGAGAGUUUGCGGCGGUGGUGGUGGUAUUAUUAUUAUUGCCCAGCCGAAAAAAGAUGGUUGUGCAAGUUUCCACCGUACCCGCAGUUCUGUGAAUCACCAUCGAAUAACGGAAGUUGAGCGCAUCAGCACCAUAUUCCUGGCAGCGAGAUAGAGCAAGUGCGAGUGGGAGCUCGAUUUCAUACAAUCGACAUUGGCACUACCGCAAAGGCACAGCAUCGUUAUUGCACUGCUAUCACAGGAAAUGUUAUCAUGGGCUACUCUCAAGAGCUGUAAUACGCGGUGCAAAUUGACCCUCUUCGUGUUUUAAGUGCAUUAGAGAUCAAUUGUUGCUAGAAUCUAAAACCUGACGAAAGCGCACCAACGCGCGUUUAUUGCGUUGUUUUGAGCUAAGCCUGUAUUACGUUGCUUGCUACACAGGAUUAGUGAGUGUAGAGAGAUAGAGCCAAUAAAAUACCGUAUAGGUAGCAAAUAUUAUUCCACCGGCCAACAGUAAUACACAGCAACGAAUGCAUUGUUGCAGUAUCGUCGCUUCGUUACCGUUUACCGAUGCAUAAGCAGUGUGCUGCUCGUUAAUGUUAGAUAGAGUGUAAUAGAUAUUCCACCGCAUUUCGUCGUGGAUAUGUGCAUUUGAGAGACGGGUUUUCAUCGCUCGCCAGAGUGUGCCAGAGUGGUAGUUGAUAGAUGCGACAAAAUGCGCGACGCAAGUCGAAACACAUUCAACUUGAACUUCCCGUUACGGCGUUUGUUGCUGCAAAGUGCAAGAGCAGCUCGCGGUAGCCCACCGCUCGGACAACGGCUGUGUGACGCGGAAAAGGGGGGCAGCACCGGUGGCAGCAGUGGUGGAGGACACGGGAGUGGCUCGAAUGGGGGCGGAAAGCAUGAUAAGACUGGAUCUUCAGGCCAUAGCAGUAAUAAGCACAAUUCCGACGCAUCUUCGCAACAUUCAGCAAACUCGCCGGGCAAUUUGGAGCGUGGAUCGGCGAACUCGAAACUCACCCCUAGUAGCCACAAAUCGUCGCACAGUUUGCACAGCAAGGGCGGAAGCUCUAAUACGGCAGCAGGAGGCACCGGAACGAAUGCGUCAUCCACCGCCGGAAAAGUCCCCGAUGAGUGUCCGCUGUGCUAUGACGUGUUACCUUCGAGCGACGACUACUAUCCGCUGCUGAACUGCAAGCACUACGCAUGCCGAACAUGCCUGGAAAAUUAUCUAAUGAUCCAGAUCUCGGAAUCGCGUACGGAUAUCAGUUGUCCGCAGUGCUCGGAUUCGAUGCAUCCCACGGACAUACAAACGCUGCUGAAGGCGUUCCCGACGGCCAUCACAAAGUAUGAGGAUUUUAUGGUCCGCCGGGUGCUGCUGUCCGAUCCCGAUUCGCGCUGGUGUCCUGGGCCCGACUGCACGUAUGCCGUCAUCGCUACCGGAUGUGCCUCCUGUCCAAGAAUAUGCUGUCAGCGGCCAGGAUGUGACGUGCAGUUUUGCUACCACUGCAAGGCGGAAUGGCAUCCCGAUCAAACGUGCGAUGCGGCCCGUGCCUCCCGCCAAAGUCCAACGCGCGCCCUGUCCGGUAGUAUUAGAAAAAAUUCACAACAUAAAGAUGAAAUAAAACCCUGCCCACGGUGUCAGGUGCUUAUCGUGAAGAUGGACGAUGGGUCCUGCAAUCACAUGGUGUGCGCUAUCUGCGGUUCCGAGUUUUGCUGGCUGUGCAUGAAGGAAAUCAGCGAUCUGCACUAUCUUAGCCCGUCGGGAUGUACCUUCUGGGGGAAGAAACCAUGGUCACGGAAAAAGAAGCUACUGUGGCAGCUCGGAACGCUGGUGGGUGCUCCACUAGGGAUUGCUCUGGUGGCGGGUAUUGCCGUACCAGCGAUGAUUAUCGGGAUUCCUGUGUGGGUCGGGCGAAAGAUACAUACGCGCUACAAGUCAGCCGGCAAGCACAAACGCAAUUUUGCCGUUCUAGGCGGAGUGACGGCAUCGGUAAUUGUUUCGCCUGUUCUUGCCGGAUUAGCCGUUGCCAUCGGUGUGCCAAUAUUACUGUUUUACGUGUACGGCGUUGUGCCGGUCUCGCUCUGCCGGGCAGGUUGUGGAGAGGGAACGAAAUUUGAAUUCGACGAGGAAGAAGACAACGGUUCCCGCAACCAUGACGCUGCCAGCGUGGAUGCCGUAUCACGCAUCGGAGCCACCAGCAUUGGGGAAGUUAGUCUAAGCGUGGCCAGCGGUAGCCAUCUCGGUGUUUCCAGCCAACAUUCAGCGUAUGGUGCAACGAACCCGUCCACAACAGCUCUUGCUGGCAGCAUUACGGGACACCGUUUGGAGGUACAGGCCGACGUGAGCACUUCCGAGACUGCCAGCGCGGUGACUUGCGUUAGUGAAAAGUCUGGCAACACGCUGAACGACACAGCCUCCACCAAAGCGCUGGCCGGGUCGAUACUGAGCUACAAGCAGCAGGCGGAGUCAAGCGCCUUCAGCGAGGAUGGCGCUUCCGAAAGGGUACGCUUCGACAACACCGUGUCGUUCGUUAUUGACAGUAAAAAAGAUUCCUGUGAUUUCUUGUACAGCAUCCCAUCGGAUCAGGACACUGCUGCAGAUAAGGCAAGCUUGGGUAGCGGACGAUCCUUCCGCAGCUCCGAACGUUCAUUCCGGGACGACUUUGAUUCUACCAGUGUGUCUUCAGCGCAUAAGCGCAUCAACUUUGGCAAGCUGAUUCCCAAGCUCAGCUCCAGCCAGCAUCGUAAUCUUUCGAUCGACAGUACAACCGGGUCGUACAACAUCCCGGAGAAUGUCAGUCUGGAGCAGGAGCUGGAGCAAGAGGAGACACCCGCUAGUGGUCAGCAGCAGCAGCAGCAGCAGCAAGUUGCCUCACCAAACUCCUCUUCCUCCACGGCUGUUACAGCACCGUUGCGCAGCACAACACAAUCCCAGACAGCACAUUUAGCCGGAGCAUCUGCUCUACCGCCGAAAGCACAGACUGGCUCGCUGGAUCCGUCUCCCGAGUUUACGGUACGACACGCGGCAAAAUCGACUUCCGCACCAAUUGCAUCUAGCAGCAGCAGCAGCAGCAGCAGCAACAGCAGCUGCUCAUCAAAUGAGGCAAUUAAUAGGGCAAUUUUAAUAGAAAAGCCAGCCCUUCUCUCGUCCUUCAGCACGGGGGGCUGCGCAAGCGGUGGCCACACAGAGGCAGCCCAAAAUCAAAGGAACGAAUCGAAACCAUUACAAUCGCUGGUGUCGCCCCCACUGUCGACAAGCUCCUUAAGCGAUGCUUCUUCAGGGCCUCCAAAAUCGCGCACCCACAUCCUGCGCAAUCUGUUCUUCUCGUUGCCGAAUGCAUCGGAAUCGUCUGGUGCUACGGAGGCGACGGUCGAGUGUGGACAUGCUAGCAGCACGGGCGCACGUACAAAGACAGCUCCAUUGACUUCCCCGCUAUCGCCAUCGUCCUCCUCGUCCUCGUCUUCUUCCACCACUUCUUCCGCAUCCUCGACGACGCACACAGGGCUUUCCUCGGGCACCACACUACCAUGAACAUACCAUGUCAUCGAUCGUAUACGAUGGUGGUAGGAAGAACGGAGUGAACUUUGCAUUUUAUUUUCCACGGGGGCCAUUUUGGGGUGUUUGGGCCAAAGCAUUUUGGCUUUCAGGCUAUCCUUUCGUAUGUUUGUGUUUGGCUUGAAUGGUGUAAUGAUUCUGUCAGACCCUUGUUCUCGUUGUCUAUUAUUACUGCCCUGUUCUCAUGCGUACAACAAAGGGAAAAACGCAUCAAAACGAUAACAAACAAGACUGCAUGAAUGCCAGAACUAAUACGCCACCACACAUUAGUUAGUUGGCUGUGUUUGUUUAAACAUGGUUCCAGCAGAGCCAACGAUUUAUUGACACGGAGGACGAUGAAUCAAUGAUCCUUGGACAUGAGGCAAUCUAACCGGAAAACAAAAACCAUACGAAAGGAAUAUUGAAUUAAGUAAGAGCAUAAUAUUCCGGACAACGGAAUGGAAUCGGACACGGAUCUACUAUUAUGAUGCCAAAUUCGAAAACGGGCACCUUUUAUGUUUGUGCGUAGGUGCGUGUGUGCGCACGUUUUUUUUUUCUCUACUACAACAACAGCAACAGAGGAGAGAGAAUGAGAGACAAUAGAAAAGCGAUGUGAGAUCCGGGAGAUUGAAAUGCUUUGUAUUAGGUAAGGUUACGGAGACACUAUUAGAUAGCAAGAUGGUUACAAACAAAGCAAAACAAAAUCAGCGAAAUGUGUUAGUGUCAUCAGUACAGGGUAGUGAAUACGACAGAAGUACGAAGUUAAAUGCUAUUUAAAGGCUAGGAGUUGAUUCAGGUAGGGACGAAGCAGCACAGAACGGAACAGAACAGAACAUCCCUAUCCAUUUUUAUCUAAUGGGGUUCGAUAGUACUAAUUUUCUAUUUAAAAAAACAAAAUCAUGUUCGAAGUUCAUGAAACAAUUCGUUUGAAACGUCUUUACGGAGAGCGGAACCGUACGAAACCGAAAGCGUAUGCGCGCAUACGUAUCAAAUAUAGAAUUAAAUAAUCCCACAA